AUGGCAGCCUCAAAUUUGCCGCAAUUGCCUGCUGCCCUUUCUGGUCUGGCAACUUUCAUUGCCGAGAACCCUGGCAAACCCAUGGUUGAGAUUAUGGAACCAUAUCGCAACUAUGAAGCUCGUUUGCGGGAGGUUUACGCCCAAGAUCGCCAAAAUCCAAUUCUGAACGAUCCAUAUCUCAACGUUGUUCCCCUCUUUACCGAGGACACGGCCAAGAUCACGACUCGAGCAAGGGAAUUGUCUGCCGAGUCCGAAGAUGAAAAAUCCAGAUAUAUCAUGCCGCUGCCAGCCGACAAGCGAAGGCCUCAUGGCUCACCAGCCACAGUGGCCGACUUCACGGAAUUCCAGCACAACUUCAACAUCUUUUCGGAGUCUUCGCUGGUUGAGGUCGAUUGGAACAAUGUGGUUGCCGCCGGCUCUUCUGUCGUCAACUGUUUACUGCCGGUGCCCAAGGAGUUCAAAGUUUCAAAGCGAAAGCUGCGCGAGUACUAUCACGAAAAGUUCUGUCCGGCAUCUGAUGUCGAUCUUUUUCUUUAUGGACUGACCCAUGACCAAGCCAUUGAAAAAAUAAAACAGAUUGAGCGUGCCGUCAAGGACGCUCUUUUGAAUGAAGUCACGGUCGUACGUACCAAGUAUGCCAUCACGAUAGCGAGCCAAUACCCCAUCCGUCACAUUCAGAUCGUUCUUCGUGUGUACAAGUCUGUCAGUGAGAUUCUAACCGGCUUUGACAUCGACGCUGCCGGUGGUGCCUAUGACGGCAAACAGGUUUAUGUCACACCCAGAGCAUUGGGAAGUUUCAUUACUCAGAUCAAUCACGUUGAUCUAUCUCGCCGCAGCCCCUCCUACGAGAAUCGUCUGUCCAAGUACUCACACCGUAAUUUUGAGGUUUACUGGCCAGACCUUGACCGAGCCAGAGUUGACCCUACCAUUUUUGAGCGAAGCUUCCAGCGGACACUCGGUCUAGCCCGACUUCUGGUUCUUGAGAGAUUACCCACCAACUAUGCUCGUGAAACUUAUCUUAAUAAGCGACGAACUGAGCGUGGCAGACCUGCGCGAUACCGAACUCUCGUGCCCAUGCGAGGCAAUAUCAAGGAUUCCCAUGAGGAUGAGGUAGCCGACUGGCUUUCGGAGGAGGAUGUCAGUAACUAUCACACCUUUACUGUUCCGUACGGAGAAAAGUUCAACGCCAAGAGAAUUGAAAAGCUCUGCUAUACCAGAGACUUGCUGUUGAACGCAGAGUGGAACCAGCCAAAGGAGCGUGAAGUAUACCUUCAUCGUCACCCUGCUUUCUUUGGACGCGUAGAGGACGUCAUUGAGGAUUGCUGCGGUUGCUGCCCAAAAGCAGUCACACCCGAGGAGAUAGAGAUUUCAGAGAAGGAGGCAGAAAUUUACAUCUCAGGCAAAGUUUCAUUCCUUAUUGACGAUCCAGGUCGUCAGCAAAUUGGGUCUUUCAAUCCGCUUACAGAACAAGAUUGGACGGAUAUGGCAUACGUCGGAAAUACUGCUCGACUUUGUCAGUCAAUCGUUGACGGUGAUAUCGACGACGUGCUCAACUGGCUUUCCCAGGAAGAGGCCGACCCCAACAAGCGUGAUUACACUGGGCGAACACCAUUGCAUCUUGCUGUGAUGACUUCGACCCCCGAUAUUGUGAAGUGUCUAGUUGAUCAUGGGGUGCGCCUCACCGCUCGUCUAGCCGAUGGUAGAACCGCUCUUCAUUUGGCUGCCGCUCGCGGCAAUGCAGAGAUGAUAAAGAUUCUCAUGGAAAAGAGCAUUGAAAACGAGGAAGCUGAAGAAGAGAGGCAAGCUAGGCGCCGCCAGACUGCUCAUGGAGAUAAGGUUGUUGGCGCCAGGAUAUUGCAAGACACAGGAAGCAAAGAAUCGGACGAAGAAGAGGCAGAAAAAGAAGAGGAAGAAGGCGAGGAGCAGUCAGAUGAAGAAUCAGAAGGUGAACUCAUUGAUGACGAAAAGACUGAUCUCGAUGUGCAGUCCCUCGCCACCGGCUCCUUCAUUAAUGUUUCGAAAAAGAAAGAUGGUGAAAGCACAGAUGAUCUAGUUCCAGAACAGUCUGAAGAUGAGCCAGAUUAUUAUCAGAUUGAUGUGCUUGCUUGGGAUACGCCUUGCUCGCCACUACACAUCGCUAUUGUCGAAGGCCACGAGGAGACUGUCAAGCUAUUGUGCGAUUAUGGCGCCGACUCGAUUUUGCCAGUGAAGUUUCUAAACAACAAUAACGAGGCAGACACGGCGGCCCUUUUGACACUUACCCUGGCCCUUAGUCUUCCGAAAGACAAAGCUAUUUCCAUGGCUCGGCUGCUACUCAAGCUUGGUGCAACGUCUUCCCAGGCAGAUGCUCAAGGAUGUACAGCUUUCUACCGUUUUGUAGAGCAUGGUGACACUGAACUCGUUGACACUCUGUUGGAGAACGAUAAGAUGGGUGUGAAAACGGCAAUCAAUCAUAUUGUAUUUGGUGGCUACAGUUGGAAUCCAGAAACCACCUCACCAGUUCACGGUGCUGUUCAGCACCGUGAUUCCAUCCUAAUCCUCAAACUCCUCAACGCGGGAGCUGUUCCUGAAGUUGAUUUUGAUACUUGGCUGAAGGCUGCUAAGAUUGCGCCGAAUCUGUCCGGAAAUCUCGGCGACCUUGACCGCUCCAAGAAGACUUACAAGCGGUCUUACGAAUCUCCAUUGUGCACUGCUAUUCGGUAUGGAAAUAUCGAUGGCGCAAUGAGGUUGUUAGAAAAUGGGGCCAACAUCGAUGCAAUGACACACGACACAAAUGAUGCCUUCGAUAAUGACUGGCGUUGGAGGUACACGAAGGGCACCUCGGUCUUGGAUCUCGUACGCGACAUGAUUGAAAUACUAUCCAAAUAUGAAGGGGAAAAGUCAACCGUCACAAAGCCAGAGAUACAGCCCGGCUUAGACGCCUAUCUUGAAAAGCUUAAGCCCGGUACAUACAAGCAUUGGCUAGUCUCUAGAGAUGUGCAAAUCAAGAAAAAGAACUUCAGAAUCAGUAUGAAGUCUUACGAAAAGCACCUCGAAGUAGUGGAUGAUAUUAAGGGUGCUCCGGAGAAGUUAGAGGCUGUAACAGAAGCCUUAGCUGGGUUCAAGUCUCUUGAAAAUUUCAUGAUUUCCAAGGGAGCCAAGACGUUUGCCGAGCUGUAUCCAAAUAUUGAAUGCGAGAAGCGAAAGAAGACUUCCAAGGAUGAUAGAGAAAAGGACAAGGAUAAGGACUACAAGUACGAAUUUGUUUUCAGGACUGACAAGGACAUGACCGAGGGGAGACGCGAUGGAUAUAUUCAGCUCAUGGAGGCUGCCUGGAGUGGCAAUCUGGAACGUAUCAAGGAACUGACGCUCCAGGCUUGGGGCACGGAGAGAGAUCAACCUCCGCUCAAGAUCGUCAUUACUGACAAUAGUAACAACUCUCCAUUCUCCGUUGCUUUCCUACAUGGCCGUUUUGAUGUUGCAAAGGCAAUUCUGGAGAUUGUCAACGCUCAAUGGUCCCCUGCAGACAAGGAUGAGGUUCGCUAUAGGAUCAAACAAGAUCAGCAAGAUGACGAGGAUGAUUAUUACAGUGACGAGGACGCAUCUGAAGAAUCAGACAGCGAGCCACAGAUUGAAUCUCGUGUUAUUGACAAGAACUUCACCAUAGAGGAUAUUGGCCAGGUUUCUAUGCAGGUCAAAUCCCACAUUACUGCGGUGCAGCAUCUUUGCGAUAGUGUGUCAACGUUCGACGUCAAGGACGGCGAAGCUUCCAAAGCUAAAUGGCAUCAUCGCACGCUCUUCCAGCAUCUUAUGGAAAAUGACAAUGUCACUGGAUUGAAAGUACUCUUGGAUAUGGCUCAGCAUUUCAGCGAAGAAAAAACACCAGGCAAAGAUGAUGACGAAGCGACUUCCAGAUUUACAUUCCCUGAACGAGACUUCCGCUGGGCCGUGGAGCACGGAAAGACGCAAAUGCUAUCUCUCAUUAUCAAGCGAACCGGCGCAGGCGUCCCUCUAGAUCAUCUUGUGAAGAAGAGUGGUGUUGAAGUAAAGGAAAAGCCACGAUAUUACCAAGGGCUUACCGUUUAUGGUAAAAAGAGAAAGGAUUGGGCAAAUGCCGGCCGAAAUGUGGUGAGCAGAACUAGUGGCAUGAAGACUCCGCCGCUGCUGCAUGCUGCACUGGAAGGAUCAGUCGAUGGUGUCGAGUUCUUCUUGGGCGAUAAGCCACACAGACUCUAUGCUGAGUUCGGCAAAUCCAAGGCUGCUCACGAGGACUCGAGAUUCAAACAUUUGAAAGAGAGUCCUGGAGGCUUCAACAGGGCCAUUUCAAUGUGGCUUGGUGCUGAUAAUGACUUGGUCAUUCAUUGUGCAGUUUUGGGCAAAUCCAAGGAAUCGGCAGAAUUAGUGGAGUACCUAGUAACAAACUGUCCCGAGUACCUUGAAAAGAAAACAUCUGAAGGAGAAACGCCCCUGAUGAUUGCAUGCAGGCUUGGUCGAACAGACUUUGCCAAGAUUCUCAUUAAUGGCGGAGCCGAUCAGUCAACUCGAAACUUGAAGGGCGAGAACAUACUUCAUGCGUGUCUUUCCAGGCUUCCCAAGGCUGCUCAACUCAAGCCCAUGUUGGACCUCUUCGACGCCGAGCUCAGAAGCCAUCUUUUCCUGCAACGUAAGAGCAUUACAGAAAACGGCACCACCCCUCUACACACUUGGAUCUGCCAAACUUCUGGACUUGGGGCCACCGGCGAAAUCGAACAACACUAUAGCAACUAUUACUACCGCCGUGGAAGAUACAUCUCAAACCAAACCUACUCCGACGAGAAAGAUGUUGUCGACAUGCUAAAACUGCUCCUCGAGUGCUCAAAGGGCGAGGAACUAGACAUGCUUAACGGAGCCGGCGAAACUUGUCUGCACACAGCCACCAAGCAGGACAUGCUAUCCCUAGUCAAAAUUCUCCUAGAAUUUAAUCCAAAGCAACUCUAUCGCGAAAAUGCAGUCGGCCGAACUCCCGCAGAACUCGCUCAUGAUGGCCUCAUCAACCACGUUUUCUCGCGGCCCGACCGCCCUGAAAUCAACCGCAACGAACAAAUCUCCGACAUCGUCAACAAGUCUACCGAAACCUACCGCGAUGAAGCUGUCUUCAAAGACAAAGUCGCCGAUCAACUCAAGACCAACAUUGCAGAGCUUGGUUUAAGCGGCGACUAUUCCGCCAAGGACCUCGCGCUCAUCCUGCCAGCCAUGGGCAUAGGUGAAGGCAAACUGGAGAAGAACUUGUCCACGGACAAACUCAAACAAGUAGAAUGGGAUUUUAUGGCUACUACAAUGGAGAAACACGCUGGUAAGAGACGACUUGUGAGUCUGAAUGAGGCGAAUGAUGUCGCUAGACGGCUGGGAGAGAAGCACACUGGCUCGCGGUACUUUAGUGUCGAGUCCCGGAGAGAUGAAGACGACGAGCUGGCAUCAGAAAAUGGAAAGUGGGAUGAGAAGAACGAUUUUGCUACGAGAGAGUUGGCAGAUCGGUUGGCUAGUGCGUGGCUGGAGGAGAAGAAAGAGACUGAAGACAGCGAUGAGGAUAGCGAUGAUGAGUAG
This is a messenger RNA of Metarhizium brunneum ARSEF 3297, 5562 nucleotides long. RefSeq lists its product as uncharacterized. The record is from RefSeq and is a predicted model, not a curated record. NCBI's taxonomy places the organism in Eukaryota, Fungi, Ascomycota, Sordariomycetes, Hypocreales, Clavicipitaceae. Gene Ontology annotation, molecular function: protein binding.